Molecule: messenger RNA, 1393 nt
Organism: Drosophila kikkawai
Lineage: Eukaryota; Metazoa; Arthropoda; Insecta; Diptera; Drosophilidae
Gene: Cdc42
Product: Cell division cycle 42
Biological process (GO): endocytosis; establishment or maintenance of cell polarity; Cdc42 protein signal transduction
Molecular function (GO): protein kinase binding; GTPase activity; GTP binding
Source: RefSeq, a predicted model, not a curated record
UCGCACGCAUACAGCUCGCUGGAAAGAGAACACGAACACACAAAAGAAAAUAGUAGUUUUCCGUACAAAUCGAGCCCGACCCAGCCCAGAAAAGCGGAAAACAAAACGGACUCGUUAGCGUCUGCAAUUGCUAUUAACUGAGUUCUCCGUAGCGUGCUCUCACCACAACAGAACAUGCAAACCAUCAAGUGCGUGGUCGUAGGCGACGGAGCCGUGGGUAAGACCUGCCUGCUCAUCUCGUACACAACCAACAAAUUCCCCUCGGAAUACGUGCCGACCGUCUUCGACAACUAUGCUGUGACGGUGAUGAUUGGCGGCGAGCCCUACACACUGGGCCUGUUCGAUACAGCCGGCCAGGAGGAUUACGAUCGGCUGCGUCCGCUCUCCUAUCCGCAAACGGACGUCUUCCUUGUCUGCUUCUCGGUGGUCAGCCCCAGUUCCUUUGAGAACGUCAAGGAGAAGUGGGUGCCCGAGAUCACACACCAUUGCCAGAAGACGCCGUUCCUGCUGGUGGGCACACAAAUCGAUUUGCGCGACGAAACCAGCACGCUGGAGAAGCUGGCCAAGAAUAAGCAAAAGCCAAUCACCAUGGAGCAGGGCGAGAAACUGGCCAAGGAGCUGAAGGCAGUCAAGUAUGUGGAGUGCUCGGCCCUGACGCAGAAGGGCCUAAAGAAUGUCUUCGAUGAGGCCAUACUGGCCGCAUUGGAGCCGCCAGAACCGACCAAGAAAAGGAAGUGCAAAUUCUUAUAAUUCGGUUUUCCUUUCUCUUCUGUCUGUCUGUCGGUAAACAUGCGUUUUCGUAUCCCUUCCACUCUUGCUUCUUGCUAACGCCUUCUUCCCAGGCUGCCUGAGGGGUGUUCUUCAAUAUUUAUAUAUAUACAUAUAUAUAUAUAUAUGUAUUAUGCUGUAUAUUUUAUACAUCUUUAUAUAUAUAUUGAAUCUUGAUUGUAUUACUCUGCACCCACUGCUGCCCUGAAGCCCAAUUCCUCCACACUCUCUUUGUCUCUCUCUAUCUCUGUCUAUGUAACUGUCGCCGUUUAUGUCCCCGUUCCGUUCUGAAACCAUAGUUCAUAAUCCUCAGAUCGGUUUUUAUGAUUUCAUAUGCUUCUUACUCGGGCACAGCCUUCUUCCGCCCCCUAAAAACUUCCAGAAACAGAGAACGGAAUCCGAGUCCCCGAAACAAAUCAAAACCGACAUUCUUUUCGUUUUUGGCGCAAUUUUCUUAUUAAGCAAAAAGAGGAAACACAACAACAACAACAAUAACAAUAUAGCGAAAACAAAUUAUUUAUAUAUAUUUCUUUAUAUAUAUAUACAAGGAUUAAGUGGAAAAGUGCGGAAAAGAUAUAGAAGUAUAGAAAACAAACAAAAAUAAAGUGAGAACUAAGAAGAAGAA